Seriola dumerili (greater amberjack) is the source of this 3760-nucleotide messenger RNA. It is a transcript of the gene diaph3, whose product is annotated as diaphanous related formin 3. The record is from RefSeq and is a predicted model, not a curated record. The transcript has 28 exons. Gene Ontology annotation, molecular function: small GTPase binding; microtubule binding; actin binding. The coding region runs from base 143 to 3760 and encodes 1205 amino acids. Gene Ontology annotation, cellular component: cytoplasm; actin filament. Gene Ontology annotation, biological process: actin cytoskeleton organization; actin filament polymerization. Lineage: Eukaryota; Metazoa; Chordata; Actinopteri; Carangiformes; Carangidae.
CCAAUUCAACACACGAAUGGUAAUGUAGACAAUUCUGCGUGCGUCGUCCGUCACUAUUUUAGGAUUGUGCUAACGUUAGAGACAUUACAAGGUUAGCGUCUUUAAAACUAUCAUCUUGCGCGGAAAUCAUUAGCUUAACAUCAUGGAAAGUUAUAGUCAACGGUUUGAAUCCGGACGAGACAGUAAAUCUCAAAAGAAGAAGGGUUCUUCCCACCACACCACAUCAUAUUACGAUGAAGGAGAUCGCAAACCAAAGUUUCAAUUACCCUUUAGAAACAUCACAGAUGAUGUGCUGGACAGAUUCGCCAGCAUUCGGAUUCCGGGUAGUAAGAAGGAGCGCCCUCCCUUAUCACACUCGAAACACAAUACCAAUGAUUGGUCUAUUUCUUCAUCAUCCACCUCACAUCAGUUUGAGGAACUGUCAUCAAAGAUCACCUCGGAAAAAGAAAUCUUGGCUCUGUUUGAAAAGAUGAUGGAGGACAUGAACUUGAAUGAGGAAAAAAAGACUCCUUUGAGAGAAAAGGACCUGAACACAAAGAGAGAAAUGGUCAUCCAGUAUAUCUUUACUGCAUCUAAAACUGGGGCCUUAAGAAGCAGCCAUCAGAUAUCUCCCCAGGAAUUUUUGGGAGAGCUGAAGUCGGGGGUGAUGGACGAACGCCUAUUUGCCUGUCUAGACUCAUUGCGUGUGUCCCUUACCAGCAACCCUGUCAGUUGGGUGCAGAGUUUCGGGCAUGAGGGUCUUGGACUGCUGCUGGACAUUUUGGAGAGGUUGCUAUUCAAGAAGCAGCAAGAGAAGAUUGACAAAAGGAACCAACAUAAAGUUGUCCAGUGUCUCAAAGCCUUCAUGAACAAUAAGUAUGGCUUGGAUCGAAUCCUGGGGGAAGAGAAAAGUCUUGCUUUACUGGCAAGAGCCAUUGAUCCCACCCAGUCUGCCAUGAUGACUGAUGUGGUAAAGCUGCUGUCAGCCAUCUGCAUUGUGGGCGAAGAGAACACUUUGGAGAAGGUCCUUGAAGCCAUCACCACAGCAGGCGAAUGGCGAGCCAUUGAGAGGUUCAGUUCCAUUGUGCAAGGACUACGUGAUCGCUCAGUUCAAUUACAAGUGGCAUGCAUGCAGCUCAUCAAUGCUCUGGUAACAUCUCCUGAUGAGCUGGACUUCAGGCUGCACAUCAGAAAUGAAUUUAUGCGCUGUGGCCUGAAAGAGAUAUUGCCGCAACUGACAGCCAUCAGGAAUGAGGCACUUGACAUUCAGUUAAAGGUAUUUGUGGAGCACAAAGAAGAGGACAUGAUAGAGUUCUCCCAUAGGCUGGAAGACAUCAAGAGCGAGUUGGAUGAUGCGGGGGAUGUAUUCAGUAUUGUGCACAGCAUGGUGAAGGACAGCAGUGCAGAGCCCUAUUUCCUCUCUAUACUGCAGCACCUGAUGCUCAUACGCAAUGACUACUUGGUCAGGCCCCAAUACUUUAAGAUCAUUGAGGACUGUGUCUCUCAGAUUGUGCUGCAUCGUAGUGGCACUGAUCCAGACUUCAGUUACCGCAAGCGCCUAGAUGUGGACUUCAGCCACCUCUUGGAGGUGUGUGUGGAUAAAGCUCGAAUUGAUGAGUAUGAACAAAGAGCUUCAGAACUGGCACAGAAGUUUGAUGAGGAGUUUGUAAGCAGACAGGAUGCACAAGUACAGCAGGUUAAGUGUGAAGAAAAAAUAGCUGAACUCCAAGCAGAGCUGCAGGCCUUCAGGUCCCAGUUUGGAGCUGUACCUGCGAGUCUGUCCUCUGCCCAUGUUCGACAGACGCCACCCCCAGCUCCAGCUGGGUUGCCGGCUCCCCCUCCUCCACCACCACCACCUCCCUUACCUGGCUGCCCUGCCCCGCCUCCUCCACCUGGAGUGCCUCCUCCAUUUGGUGCCCCUCCACCACCACCUCUAGGGUUUGGGGGUGCUCUAGGCUCCCCCACCCACCAUGUGCUGCCUUAUGGCCUCAGGCCUAAGAAAGAGUUCAAGCUUGAGACCUCCAUGAAGCGCCUCAACUGGUCCAAGAUCCGUCCCCAGGAAAUGUCAGAGAGCUGCUUCUGGGUGUUGGCUGAUGAGGACCGAUAUGCAAAGCCAGACUUACUGAGCAGAGUCGCUCUCACUUUUGGUUCACAAAGAACAGCCAAAAAACAAGAGGAGGAUCUGGAGGAUAAGAAAUCCAUAAAGAAGAGAAUUAAAGAGCUCAAGGUGCUCGAUCCCAAGAUUGCACAGAAUCUAUCCAUCUUUCUUGGUUCCUUCCGUAUGCCUUAUCAGGAAAUCCGUCGUAUGAUAGUGGAGGUGGAUGAGGAGCAACUCACUGAACCUAUGAUCCAGAAUCUUGUAAAGCAUCUGCCGGAGCAGGAGCAGCUGAACGCCUUGGCCAAGUAUAAAAAUGAGUACGCAAAUUUGUCAGAGCCUGAGCAGUUUGGGGUUGUGAUGAGCAGUGUGAAUCGGCUGCGUCCUCGCCUCAGCCACAUCCUCUUCCGCCUGCAGUUUGAGGAGCAGGUAAACAACCUGCGUCCAGAUAUCCUGGCUGUAAACGCCGCCUGUGAUGAGGUCAGGAAGAGCUGCUCCUUUGGCCGCUUGCUGGAGCUGGUGCUGCUGCUGGGGAAUUACAUGAAUGCAGGCUCUCGAAACGCACAGUCUUAUGGCUUCGACCUCAGUUCCCUCUGCAAGCUAAAAGACACAAAAUCAGCAGACCAAAAGACCACAUUACUCCACUUCCUGGCACAAGUGUGUGAGGAGGAUUUUCCAGAUGUGAUCAAGUUUAUUGAAGAACUGGAGCAUGUGGACCGAGCUAGCAGAGUGUCUGCAGAGAAUCUGGAAAAGAGUCUCAGGCAGAUGGAGAGGCAGCUGCUGCAGCUGGAGAGAGACCUGGAGACUUUCUCCUCCCCCGAUGACCCCAACGACACCUUCUUCACUAAAAUGGCUAGCUUCAGCAAGGUUGCACGGGAGCAGUAUGGCAAGCUGGUGAUCAUGCACAGCAAUAUGGAGACGCUAUAUCAGAAUGUGCUGGAGUACUUUGCAAUCGAUCCCAAGAAGACCUCUGUGGAGGAGCUAUUCACUGAUCUCAGCAACUUCCGUUCCAUGUUCACUCAAGCACUGAAGGAGAACCUGCGGCGGAGGGAGUCAGAGGAGAAACAGAGGAGAGCACGGGCGGCAAAGGAGAAGGCUGAGCGUGAAAAGCAGGAGAGACAGCAGAAGAAGAGGAGGUUGCUGGAAGUCAAUGCAGAGAAUGAUGAGACAGGUGUGAUGGAUAGUUUGCUGGAAGCCCUACAGUCAGGAGCCGCAUUCAGAGACCGCAGGAAGAGAGCGCCAAGACCCAGAGAUAACCAGCAGCAGACGAUCAGCCCCAGCUCCUUCCGCCAGGUUCUCAGGCCUGUUAACCAUGAAAACAACAAGGCACCUUUGCAAAGGUCUCGCUCUCGGCAGAAUAUAAAUGUGGGUUCGGCGGCAGUGAAAGCUUCCCCCGCCAAGGAGGCCCAUAACGAGUCUGAGAGCCAUCCAUCUGCAGCCAGGGCGAAGGUUGCGGCGUGUUCGGACUCAGGCCGCAGGUACAGGAACACCCCGGGUCACAGCUACGGGCUGGACAGAGAGAGGGUGGUGGAGAGAGAGGCGGUUAAAGUGACUGAGAAAGAGAUGGAGGUUGAAGCAGAGCCUCCAGCUUUCCAGCCGUCCUCCACUGGUGCUGCAGUCAGCAGCUGCAGCACCAAUGGAGAGUCAGAUGUAGAGGCCCUCCUGGCCAGACUCAGGGCCUUAUGA